This is a messenger RNA of Gregarina niphandrodes, 786 nucleotides long. RefSeq lists its product as hypothetical. The transcript has a single exon. NCBI's taxonomy places the organism in Eukaryota, Apicomplexa, Conoidasida, Eugregarinorida, Gregarinidae. The record is from RefSeq and is a predicted model, not a curated record. The coding region runs from base 1 to 786 and encodes 261 amino acids.
AUGCUGGGGAAAAUUCCGCUAUUUCUUGCCGUCCAGGGCCAUGUAACUAUUCGAGGCGGCGGGCUAGUCAUCGGAGGUCGGUACUCCGUGACUUGCGACGGGGGCCUCACGAAAAUAAGCCAGGUUGACGCAAAAACAACUGCGGCGUCGACGUCCACCGCUCAGGCGAGUCAGCAACUGGCCGCCAGUCAGGCAGGUGGAAACCAGACAUUGGCUUCAGUGGAUGACGGCCGCUUGUUGGAGGUAGGCGAGGGUCAGGUGGUUGCGCAGCGAAUAAAGACGAGUGGUCUAUCACUUCAGUCCUCGUCGGAUUGGCUGUUGUAUUCGCUGGACACAUUUGAAGGGGGAAGUGCGUGGAGUCUGAAGUCAUUGAGUACUUGUGGUUCCAUGGACGUGUUUCUGGGCGGCGCCUGCUUGCUGGGGUCCUCGGACAUGGUUAGCCGGACGUUCGAGGACUUGCCAGCGCAUUCCGCCGCCAAGGUCACGGGCAGGUUGCACCUGUUUGACAGCUGGGAAGGCGAGAGCUGGUCCCUCGCGGCAGAUGACGUCGUGCGCUUCACGACCAGCCACCGCUGGUGCACCGGCUACCAGUCUACCUGCAAGACACAAUCACUGAACGUCUGCGGUAACGAACAGGGCGACAAGCUAAGCCAGCGAUUCUCCAUGACCUGGCCGCAUAGCAACACUGCCCUCACACUCACCGCCACCACCACUCUCGGGACCAAAGAUCGUUGCGACGCUAGCUGGGGCUUAGAUGACAUCGCCCUCUAUCUCAAACCUGUCUGA